UUCAGUUACAACUUCAGCACAAACACACAACAGAAAAGGGAAGGCAAUGGAGAUGUCAGCCAAGCUCUGUGUUCUAAUGGUCUUACUGAUCUUCUCAGACUGUGCACGUAAAGCAGGUGUCAAAGGAGAUGUCACUCCCACUGUUUUCUCCAGUGCUGGGGGGCACAUAACCCUUCCCUGCAAUAAUGUGCUUGACGAAGGCUGUUUCUCAACUACAUGGAUCUACAACAGUGCUGGUCAUGAUGGAACUAUUGAAGAAGUUGGCCAUGGACAAGUCAAACAAGAUUCACCAACAAAUCGAUCAAAGAGACUUAUGGUGGAAUCUGACUGUUCUUUGAAUAUUACUGAUGUAACCACUGAGGAUGCUGGACUUUACACAUGUCAACAGUUCCCGAAAGAAGGUGGACAAAAAGAGGGAGGGGAUGCUCCAGUUUAUCUAGCAGUUCUUCAAAACUCAAAAUCCACCUCAGCAUUCCCAACCAUAUUAGUAGCAUCAACAUCAACUUGUGAAACCAUCACAGAUAGCACGACCACACCAUCGCUAAUCCUGAAAGAUCAUACAGUCUCCCUGAUUGUAGGGGCUCUUGUUGCCAGCCUCUUGUCAGCCAUAAUAGUGAUAGUGGUGAUCUGCAAAAAAAGAGCAAAUUCUGAAAGGAGGACACAAAACAAUGUUGAGGAUAAUAUCAGCGAGAUGAGAGUCAAUGAGUCUGAACAACCUCCAGCUAAUGACCAGAACACAGAACACUAUGCAUCUAUUAAACACCUCAACCAAGCACACACAAAGCAUGCCAGGAAGUCACCUGUAGACACUGUGAUCUACAGCACACUCAGGGAUGCAGUGGAGGCUAAACACACGUAAACGCCAUUAACACACCUCCUGAACUUCGGAAAUAGCGUUUACACACCUCUAAUCUGCAUUUAUCAACCUCUAAAUUGCAUUUAUCCACCUUUAAAUAGCAUACCAUUCUCAAACAAUACUAAAUUAAUGUUGUUUUACAAUUGUCUAUAGUUUUAUAUUGCUAGUUUCAUAUUGUUGAACUUGGCCUGUGCAACACAGUUUAUCCAUAUUGCACUGCAUUAUGGUGUCAGCGACCAGUCUUCUCGCGGCAGUCAGCAGGAAGCAUAAAAUAUUAGUCACACCGCAUGUCAUAUAAACGAGUUUGGAUAGUGAAUGGAUACACACCGAUUUCUGAAGCAUCAAGACAGCAUCUCUCUUAUUGAUUAUGCCAGAAACGGCCCUGAAUACAAGCCCAAAGUGAGUGAGAAACAGAAACAAUACAAGACUUUUUUUUAGGUUAAUUUGAUGCGCGGUAGAUCCAUGCCUCUGAGUCAACAAGGCACGACGUUGACAUUAUUAGGUUACUUCAGACGAAGUUGGAAGUCACCUCUACCUUUCCCCAUUAGCCUAGAUAACUGGUUGUUAUUUCAUGCAUUCUCUGGCUUUUAAGCCGCUAAAAGCUAUUCGCCUUAUUCACCCGGUGGCCAGAACGAGGCUAAAGGUGGUGGUAAUACACUCGGCCGUCAAAUUUGCCUAUAUUGCCAAUAUUUCACAUGCACAGGAAUUCUCACACACUCACCCUAGUCUUCUUAGGAAGUGUUUGGUGUAUGGAGUGAAAGUCUUAAGAGUCUUAGAGAGAAGUGAACAACAAUGAUGACAUCAACAACCAUCUGCAAAUCUGAUCCAACUGAGCUCUCUGUAAAAUGUAUUCUCUUGAUAUUGUAAGGUGAUUGGUUGGUUGAUUGAUUGAUUGAUUGAAAUUCUAUAUUGGAAAUCUGCCUUUGGUUCCCAUGUCUUCUUGCUGCUUCAUCUUGCUGUCAGGUUAAGCAGAGCCCCUGUUGUUCCUGCUUUUACCAGCAGAUGAUGCCACUGUCCAGUAUGUCACAGUGUAUUCAGGCUACCUCUGCAAAUAAGUGAUACUUAUGAUGAAAAAGGAAUAAGGAUAGUUAACAGACAAGACGUGUAGCACAUGAUCACCAGUUCACAUGCAAUAUGAUCUUUGGUAUUAUUAUGGUAUAAUGGUAGUUUAAUAACACAUCCUUGUUUUACAAUGAUUGAUUUAUUUUAACAGGGAAAACAUAACUUGUCAUCAUUAAAUUCGCUUUAAUAAUGGCAAAACAAGCUGAAGAUAAUGUAUUGUGGACUUUCAUACUCCUAACAUUGGUUUGUUAUGUCAUCAUAUCAUUAUAAAUGUUAUGAAAUUGGGGGGUUCCAACACAUCACUCCUUAUUUCUCUUCUAUUGUAUACAACUGAUACUGUCAUGAUUGCAGCAACAGGAUGCAAGUAACCAUGCCAACAAUCAGAGUGAAUCAACUCACUUUGUUUCUUAUAACUGCUCUUAUGAUGGUAAGAUGUGGUAAUAUGGUUUAAUCACUUACAGAAAACUCAGACACUAGAGCCAGCAGAUACCAUUGUAUUAAGCAUAUAUGCAUAAUGUAAGCAUAAUGAAUAAUGUAAAGAUUUUGUACAUGCACAUUCCACACAUACUUGCAUGUGAUUGAAUCACCACAAGGUGGGGUCAUAAGCUGCUGUGAUGAGAGUCUGACAUCUGUAUUGGAGGAAGGUCAGGAACACACAGACACACACACACACACAUACUAAAGUAGACUUUAUGACUUAAAAAGUAGACUCUAAGGUAAAAUACGACGUCAAAGCACAACGUCAAAGAAUGCAUCGGUAUUUUGACAUUCAAUGGCACAUUUGAAGGAGUCUGCUUGUGAGACCGUAUG
Messenger RNA from Alosa alosa (allis shad), 2728 nucleotides. RefSeq lists its product as uncharacterized. The record is from RefSeq and is a predicted model, not a curated record. The transcript is spliced from 9 exons. Gene Ontology annotation, biological process: T cell activation; interleukin-15-mediated signaling pathway; positive regulation of ERK1 and ERK2 cascade. Gene Ontology annotation, cellular component: external side of plasma membrane; membrane raft. The coding region runs from base 47 to 859 and encodes 270 amino acids. NCBI's taxonomy places the organism in Eukaryota, Metazoa, Chordata, Actinopteri, Clupeiformes, Clupeidae. Gene Ontology annotation, molecular function: MHC class II protein binding; protein tyrosine kinase binding.